CGGAAUCGCUAAUAGGAAUAAACAGUGGCGAACACGAAGCUUAACUCGACAAUAACUCGAGCGAAAUAAUGUAAUAAAUCUGUUUUACCCCAGGAAUGGUUGGGGAAAAGUAGAAAGUGUUGAAAUGUAUGAAUGCUUCAACAUGGCAUAUCAGGAUAACGCUAGCGCCCUUCAGUUGCACAUAAAAAUAAACAGUGAAAAUUUGCUACCGGCACCGCAGAAAUAUAAUGCCGGAUCAUUACGAAUACCAGCCGACCCUUCCUGGCCGAAAAUACCACAACGUAAAUUAAUCGACGAUGUUGGAGAUGCCAUUGAACCCCCGUGUAUAGUCACAUUAACUGGGACUCCUAGAAGAAGUCGUACUGUAGUUCAAACACCUCUAAAUCAAUCUCCGAAAUCCACGUUAACUAAGGACAGUGCAUACUCUUCCUAUCACAAUCAGAGAACUACAUCGAGCAUGCAAACUUUGAAAAGAGUUCCUGGCUACGUCGAUCCUCGUUUCAAAAAGUAUUUUAUCUCCAUUCGUCUACUCGUUGUAUUAACACAAGAGAAAACUUCAUCUAUUUUCAAUAGAGUAACGAACGUGAAGAGGAACCAAGUCACAUCGACUGAUUCGUUCCAGAAAGAAUCGAAUCGUGUCAAUAGUACAAUGUCUGCGCAACAUUUACACAGAGAAGAGAUUAGGACGCAAACGAGGGCAGAGAUGUGUCGUGAAGAGGAGAAACUUGGGUCGACGCAAAAUCACAGAGAAGAAAACAGGUUUAACGUUAAUAGAGAACCGAUAUUGGAACCAAACUGUUCAACAAAUAAUUCAGAAUCGCGCAAAUGUGAUAAUAUUCCGGAUAGCGGAGUUAAGGAGAAGAGCAAUGUAUCAAAGUCGAUGCUCACCAAUGCGAACACUCAGGUGGACAUUGCUGCUUUACCAGUGCAAGAGAAUAAUGGACAGUUGUUUUUCGUGCUAGACAAGAAGCUGCAAAACGCGAUACACGUUGACACGAUCAGCGUGCCUAAAGACUAUGUAAAUCAGUGUUAUAACGUGCAAGUUCCAGUUCUUGCUUAUCAAAAAAUACCAGUGCAAGUAUCUCCAACAGGAGCGAGCAAUGUUAUUCAACAAUGUGUAAACUCAGAAUGUAAUAACUUAAACGAAACACAGUUGACCAAACAGACCGAACGCAAACAGGAAACUAUAAAUAAUCCUCAUAGUGGAAACAACAUCGCGGAGAAUAGCGUUUGCGAAACGAGGAAACAGCAAGAGUCUAGCGAUUCUGAAUACUAUGUCCCUAACAUAAAUAAAAAGCGCAUGCAGAAUAAUGUUUUGCAACGAUUGAAGGUGAACAAGUGCGAGACUAGCGGUGAGGAAACCACGGACUCUGAAUUCGUUGCGCGAAUCGUUCAAAAGAGGGUGAAUAAAAUUAAUCCGGAUACCGUGCACGGCGAUAAUAAAACGACGGUUCAAAAUUACGCGCAGAUAAAUCUUCUGUCAAAAGAGAAUGAAUAUCUGCAAUCCGUGCCCUGCCAAGAUCAAAAUCAAUCGUCGUUCAAUUACAAAACUGCGACCUGCGAGACGAAAGGGAAGAACAAAUCUGAACAGAAUUUGAGUUGUGCAAGGAACGAAUGCACCAGAAAACUCUGUCGCAGUUCCGAACCGUACAUUACGUUUAAGCAAAAAAAAGCAUCGGCGAGAUUUUCCAGAAAAGCCAAAUCCUAUUUUCAAAAGAAUUCUCACUCGGCGCUAGCCGAUUCUGAUUAUACUUUAGCGUGGCCUAACUGCCAGUACGGCAAAUGUAAACGCAAUCAGGCGCAUAAGUUCAAUCAUAAAGUAAAGAAAAUUGGACAUCUUAAUCCAGUAUCCGUGCACGAAUGUAAUGCACAAACUGAUAAUGCACGUUUCGUUGGACAAUAUUAUGCGCGAGAUAACGAGCAGGAUUCGUGCCAAGAAAUGGCUAAGAGUUCGUCGAAAACGUACUUGCAAAGAGAACAUUGCAAGUGCGACGUUUCUGCAAGAUCGAAUAUAGACGAUAACUGUGAAAGAACCAAGGGGAUCUCGCCGAAAACGCAAGAAUUAUUGAACAGAAGUUAUUGGGAGUAUUAUAAUAAAUUAAGACAUAAAAUACAGAACCCGAGUAGCAUCGAUCGACAAUAUGCCCGUCACUUGACAAUGGAUCCACUCGAAAAAGGGAAAAGGGCGAAAAUAAGUGAUGAUAAAGAUUUUCGAAGUCAGUUAAAAAUAAAUCCUGAGCUUCAUACUUUGGAACAGUGCACAGCUCUCUCGACCAUGAUCAACAAAGCACUAGACUCGAAUCCGGAUAUUGUACAGACAAAAUUACAUACGAUGGAGGACUCGCCAUUGAAUCAUAAAGUUAGUUCGAGAAAUGCCAAUGCAAAAAGAGUUCCAAAUUUGACUGACGACGAUAUACUUAAAAUGGGACGCGAUGAGAACAAAACUACUGAUAAACAAUUCUUAGAAUUGAAGUCUAUCAGUAAGUUUAUAGUUUUAUUCGUAGAUCGAUCAGGCCAUGAUCAGACCAUCGUUCGUUGUUACAAUCCUAUUUUUUUAUUUAGUAUUCUUCGGUGGUAUGAUGUAUAUUCUGGUAAUAUUUUUACCGAUGCUGUACGACUACUUUUAUUACGAAGAGAGCGACAAUUACGACAAUCUAAGCUACCUGGAACUGGUAGUGGACUACAUUUUGUCGUCGUUCAAAGAAGCGUUCGGCGGUGUUUACGACGGUGUAAAGCAAAUUUUUUUCUACCCAGUAAGAUUAUAAACGAAAUUUCAAUAAUCGAUUUAAUUGAACUUAUCACGGUGAGAUAUUCAAUUUCAUUUCUAGCAAGCAUGUAAGAAAUGCAGCAAUGUCACGUAAAAAUUAACGAUGAUCACCGCACCCAUGUGCAAGUUAAAAAAAAAGCUAUUUUACUAUCGAUAUUUAUUUUGUAUUAGACAAGUAUUUUUGUAAUUGAUCCUGGUGUGAAUGUUCGAACAUUUGUACACGUGUAUUUACGAUUAAAGUUUGACAUACCUUGA
Ceratina calcarata is the source of this 3022-nucleotide messenger RNA. RefSeq lists its product as uncharacterized. NCBI's taxonomy places the organism in Eukaryota, Metazoa, Arthropoda, Insecta, Hymenoptera, Apidae. Bases 125 to 2839 code for a protein of 904 amino acids. The transcript has 9 exons. The record is from RefSeq and is a predicted model, not a curated record.